AUGAAGCUUUCAAUUUUAUUACUUCUUGUUGCUAUCAUCGGCUUUGCUGCAAGCACGAAUUCGACUUGGGGCGAAAUUGGACCUCGCGAUAUUGUAAUUCAUCACAGCAUCAUCCGUCGAAAGUCUUCAUCAUUCAUGCGAAUUGUGACUGAAGAUGUCAGAUUUCCACUUCCCGACGAAACGAACAACAGAACGAUUUCCGCAAUUCUUGUCAUUGAUCAACUUCCUAAGAGCAAAGCCUACGCUCAAAUUUUUGAAGGUGGAGUGAAUUUUAAUCAUACUUUAAUUCACUUCAAAUCAGAGCGAGGAAAAAGUUUCAACUUCGUUCUGGAAAUUUAUGGACGACCAUAA
Molecule: messenger RNA, 351 nt
Organism: Clunio marinus
Lineage: Eukaryota; Metazoa; Arthropoda; Insecta; Diptera; Chironomidae
Source: the annotation of a GenBank genome assembly